UGAUUCAUCACGCAGUGCGCAUGCGCAGACCGUUCUUGUUCUCUCGUCGUAGCAAGGCGAGAAAGCGCGGCCGCUUGUCCGCAUGUUAUUAAGUAGACCAAACUUUACAUAAGUUCUUCACAUAUUUCCCAUUUCAACCCUGUUUCAUGGAAGAUUCUGGUGCGCAGAUGACGGGGAUAUUAGACACAGAUGCCCCUGCUACGGAAGGCGCAGGAAGCGAAUGUGCUACAGACCCGACCGCUGCCGGCUGGACCGCGGGACCGGUUCCUCCCGCAAAUCAGGAAAGCCACGAAUACGAGGCAGUACAACAACAGCUGUAUUCGAUGGAGCAUAUAAAGACUGAAGCAGAAAACAUCAACCAGGCAGAUCCCACCAUAAAUUACCCUGGACAGGUUAUCCCACAGCCUCCAGAAUCAAACGGCCAGGACACGACCCAAUCUUCAGAGCCCGAUGCGGUGAAAGAAGAAGCGGGUGACUCCGAGAGCCCUACUAACAUGGAGCUCGAGGACGCUCCCAAAGAGGAGGGAGCAGAAGAGGCGAUCGGUGCUGCCGGUGAACAAGAACCCGGACUUCCUUCUGAAUAUGAUAGACUGUGGAAGGCUGUGGAAGAUAAUCCUGAAGAUUUCAACGGCUGGGUUUAUCUUCUGCAGUAUGUUGAACAAGAGAACCACCUGUUGGCUUCGAGGAAGGCGUUUGAUGCAUUUUUCCUGCACUAUCCCUACUGUUACGGCUAUUGGAAGAAGUAUGCAGACAUUGAGAAGAAACAUGGCUUUAUACAGAUGGCAGAUGAGGUAUAUCGACGUGGCCUUCAGGCCAUCCCGCUCAGUGUGGACCUGUGGCUUCAUUACAUCACGUUCCUGAGAGAGAACCAAGACAACAGUGACGGAGAAGCUGAAAAUCGCAUUAGAGCGUCAUACGAGCAUGCGGUCCUCGCCUGUGGUACAGAUUUCCGCUCGGAUCGUCUGUGGGAAGCCUAUAUCAGCUGGGAGACCGAGCAGAACAGGCUGGCCAAUGUCACGGCCGUUUAUGACCGAAUCCUCUGCAUUCCUACUCAGCUGUACUCCCAGCACUUCCAGAAGUUCAAAGACCACGUGCAGAACAAUAAUCCCAAACACUUCCUGUCUGAAGAAGAGUUCGUGCAGCUCCGGGUGGAACUGGCCAACGCAAACAGACCCAACGGAGACGACGCCCCGGGUGAAGAGCUUCCGCCGGGUACGGACGACCUGCCGGAUCCCGCAAAGAGAGUGACUGAGAUCGAGAACAUGAGACACAAAGUGAUCGAGACUCGUCAGGAGAUCUUUAACCACAACGAACACGAAGUGAGCAAGCGCUGGGCGUUUGAAGAAGGGAUUAAGCGUCCAUAUUUCCACGUCAAAGCCCUGGAGAAGACCCAGCUCAACAACUGGCGAGAGUACCUUGACUUUGAGCUAGAAAAUGGCACGCCGGAGCGGGUGGUGGUUCUGUUCGAGCGCUGCCUGAUCGCCUGCGCGCUGUAUGAGGAGUUUUGGAUCAAGUACGCCAAGUAUCUAGAGAGCUACAGCACUGAAGGGGUGAGACACAUCUACAAGAAGGCCUGCAGCAUCCACCUGCCCAAGAAACCCACCGUUCAUCUCCUUUGGGCGGCUUUUGAGGAGCAGCAAGGAAACAUCGAUGAGGCGCGUGGCAUUUUGAAAGCGAUAGAGGAAGCUGUUCCGGGUCUGGCCAUGGUGAGGUUGCGCAGGGUGAGUCUGGAGCGGCGUCACGGCAACAUGGAUGAAGUGGAAGCCUUGUUACGCGAUGCUAUUACCAAUGGAAGGAACGGCAGCGAGUCGUCGUUCUAUGCUGUUAAACUGGCUCGACAGAUGCUUAAGGUGCAGAAGAACAUUGCGAAGGCCAAGAAGGUGUUGCUGGAGGCUGUGGAGAAAGAUGAGACAAAUCCAAAGCUAUAUCUGAACCUGUUGGAGCUGGAGUACAGUGGUGAUGUUCAGCAGAACGAAGCUGAAAUCAUCGCCUGCUUUGAUCGAGCGCUGGGCAGCUCCAUGUCACUGGAGUCACGCAUCACAUUCUCUCAACGCAAAAUCGAGUUUCUCGAGGACUUUGGCAGUGAUAUCAAUGUGCUUGUGGCUGCCUAUGAAGAGCAUCAGAGGCUUGAAAAGGAGAGCGAAUCAUUGAAGAGGAAAGCAGAGAAUGGCUCGCAGGAGUCCGACUCAAAGAGACAGCGGACAGAUGACCAAUCGGCAGCUUCGGGUCAAAUGAUGCAGGACAUGCAGGCUAACAGUGCAGGAUACAACUACAACAACUGGUAUCAGCAAUAUAAUUCCUGGGGAGCUCAGAAUUCUUGGGGUCAAUAUGGGCAGUACGGGCAGUACAACCAGUACUAUCCUCCACCGCCAACAUAACCGACUACAGCUUCAGAACAGUGAUCUUUUUACCUACGGCUUCAUGUUCAUCAUCAACAUUCAUACAGUCACUCACUCGGAUCAGACUAUAGUGUGUGUUUCUGUUCUGGCAUGUGUUGAAAGUGCAAAUGAGUUUUUAAUGAAAUUUGGUUGAUUUGGUGGCUGUCUGUUGUUGGUUCAGUUAUGUUAGAUGAAACCUUUACAUUUGUGUGGAAGUUGAAAACGUAACCCUUUAACCUCAUCCGUGCUCUGCUAUAUGUGAUGGUGUUUUCAGAGAUAAACAUGACAUGAAGACAUUUUUUUUAUUUCAACUUGAUUUCAUAAUAAAGAAAUUGACAUGCUAUCA
Molecule: messenger RNA, 2724 nt
Organism: Misgurnus anguillicaudatus (oriental weatherfish)
Lineage: Eukaryota; Metazoa; Chordata; Actinopteri; Cypriniformes; Cobitidae
Gene: prpf39
Product: PRP39 pre-mRNA processing factor 39 homolog (yeast)
Biological process (GO): mRNA 5'-splice site recognition; RNA processing
Cellular component (GO): U1 snRNP; U2-type prespliceosome; commitment complex
Molecular function (GO): protein binding; pre-mRNA 5'-splice site binding
Source: RefSeq, a predicted model, not a curated record